This is a messenger RNA of Vidua macroura (Pin-tailed whydah), 1767 nucleotides long. RefSeq lists its product as uncharacterized. Gene Ontology annotation, cellular component: cytoplasm; histone pre-mRNA 3'end processing complex. Lineage: Eukaryota; Metazoa; Chordata; Aves; Passeriformes; Viduidae. Gene Ontology annotation, biological process: mRNA transport; mRNA 3'-end processing by stem-loop binding and cleavage. The coding region runs from base 1 to 1767 and encodes 588 amino acids. Gene Ontology annotation, molecular function: mRNA binding; histone pre-mRNA stem-loop binding. The record is from RefSeq and is a predicted model, not a curated record. The transcript is spliced from 14 exons.
AUGCAGGCGAACGGAGAUGGCCCAGACGAAGCAGCGCUCCCUCAACAGCAGAGCCUGCCCGGGCUCUCCGGGCCGCGCCUGCGCUCCCCGCGGGAGGACGGGCCGCGCCUGCGCUGCCGCCGCGGCCGGGCCGGGCCGGGGCCGUGUUCGGCCGGGCAGCCGCCCGCCUCAGCCAUGUCCGGCGGGCCGCGCCGCCCGGGAGCGGCGGAGCCGGACGGGCCGCGCAGUUCUGUGCAACAUCCACACUGCUGGCAUCAAGAGCAGGACCAUAGAAGCUGCAAUGAUUCCGAUUCUCUGGUGGUUGAAGAAUAUCAAUGUGGCCAUUCUGACCACUGGCUGGAGUGCUCUACAGCAUCAGAACAUUCCAGGCCUCUUUCCAGUUGCCCCAGCUGGGAGGGUAGAACUGAAGAAGGCAAGACAAUGAGAGCAUCACAUAAAAAAAUGACAAAUUCUGUUUCAAGCAACUCUACCAAUCCAGCUGAAAGGGAAACUGAUGAGGUGGUCCUGAGGAGAAGACAAAAACAGAUCAAUUUUGGCAAGAAUACCCUUGCAUAUGACAGAUAUAUUAAAGAAGUUCCAAAGAGCCAGCGACUUCCAGGAGUUCACCCUACAACUCCCAACAAGUUUAAGAAGUACAGCCGUAGGUCCUGGGACCAGCAGAUCAAGCUGUGGAAGAUAGCACUGCAUGCCUGGGAUCCUCCUGCUGAAGAAACCUGGGAUCUGCAGCCCGUUAGUACCGAAACUUCAGGUAGUUCUCAGGAAUGGUUGUGCAAAGAUGAGGAUGUUCCUGGCUCCUUUGUGUUUGAUGAAAAGCAGACAAGAAAUGAGUGUGGAGAUGAAUGCAGACAGACUGCCCACACACCUGAGAGUUCCUGUUCUCCCAAUUCUUCUCCAGUAUGGAAACGCAGAAGAAGAAACAAUUCUGACUCCUCUGUGGUUUCAGAGAGCAAAAACCAUUAUCUGCAGAUGUACCACACACUGGAAAGCCUUACUGACUCAGGACAUCAGGACGCUUUUUCAAAGUGCUCAGAGUGGGAAGCCUUUGGUGAAAAAGAUGAAGUAAUGACAGUACAACAAAGUAUAGAAAUAACAAGUUCUGUGCAACAUCCACACUGCUGGCAUCAAGAGCAGGACCAUAGAAGCUGCAAUGAUUCCGAUUCUCUGGUGGUUGAAGAAUAUCAAUGUGGCCAUUCUGACCACUGGCUGGAGUGCUCUACAGCAUCAGAACAUUCCAGGCCUCUUUCCAGUUGCCCCAGCUGGGAGGGUAGAACUGAAGAAGGCAAGACAAUGAGAGCAUCACAUAAAAAAAUGACAAAUUCUGUUUCAAGCAACUCUACCAAUCCAGCUGAAAGGGAAACUGAUGAGGUGGUCCUGAGGAGAAGACAAAAACAGAUCAAUUUUGGCAAGAAUACCCUUGCAUAUGACAGAUAUAUUAAAGAAGUUCCAAAGAGCCAGCGACUUCCAGGAGUUCACCCUACAACUCCCAACAAGUUUAAGAAGUACAGCCGUAGGUCCUGGGACCAGCAGAUCAAGCUGUGGAAGAUAGCACUGCAUGCCUGGGAUCCUCCUGCUGAAGAAACCUGGGAUCUGCAGCCCGUUAGUACCGAAACUUCAGGUAGUUCUCAGGAAUGGUUGUGCAAAGAUGAGGAUGUUCCUGGCUCCUUUGUGUUUGAUGAAAAGCAGACAAGAAAUGAGUGUGGAGAUGAAUGCAGACAGACUGCCUACACACCUGAGAGGUAUGAGAGCAAACUUCUGUGCUUAGCUUAG